GCUCCCAGAACCUCCAGCUUCAAACACAGCUCUGCAUUACCCAGAUCCAUUUGGCUUUUUUAGAACAAAAUCACUUUUGACGCACUGACAGGAAAAUAUCCGUUUUUACGAACCAUCCAUUCAACCAUUUCAUCCUCUUUCCAACUUUUUUUUGCAGAGGGUUUUUUUUUUUUUUUUUUUAAGCCUGUCAGCUGCAUGUGGAUUCAAAACUAUCCGAGAACUUUUCUUUUUUUUUUUUAAAUCAACUUCUCUGACUAAAAACAUCUCCUGCUGCAAUCAGACCGGGAUGCGGGUGGUCCUGACUGUGAACUGAUCUCAAAACAGAAGCUGAAGCAUCGCCGGCAUCCUUUCCUUUGUCUUUGUAGCAUCCCUGCCUCUCUACUUAUAUUGUCUGUGGGAUGUAAGAACCCACUGAAGUACUUUAGCUUGUUUUGAUAUUUUCCCCCCCUAAAGGAAUUACGUUGUUUCGCCCGGAGAAGAAAUUAUGGCACGAUUUUUGCUGAACAUGAGUCUCGUGUUGGUUUUGUUCGGAUUAUUUUUGCUCUCUUCUCCAUCUGCAAGAGCCGAGCCGGGGCCGCUGGAUGAAGAGGAGGAGGAGGAGAGCUCCUGCCAGGGAGCCUUUGACCUGUAUUUUGUGCUUGAUAAAUCUGGCAGUGUGAAGGAUCACUGGAAUGAAAUCUAUGAGUUUGUGAAGAAUUUAGCAGAAAAGUUUAAAAGUCCUAUGCUGAGGAUGUCCUUCAUAACGUUUUCCUCCAGAGCAUCCAUCAUCUUGAAACUCACGGAAAACAGAGUGGACAUCACAAAGGGUCUGAAUGCACUGAAUAGAGAGGUUCCUGGUGGAGACACCUUCAUGCAUCUUGGAUUGCAGCUUGCAAAUCAGCAGAUAAUGAAGGAGAACUUUGGUACAGCCAGUGUGAUUAUUGCUCUGACUGAUGGAGAGCUGCAUGAACAUCAGCUUCGAGAGGCACAACAUCAGGCAGAUGUAGCCAGAUCUCUGGGAGCCAUUGUGUACUGCGUUGGUGUCAAAGACUUCAAUGAGACGCAGCUGGCCACCAUUGCAGACACCAUUGAACACGUGUUUCCUGUGUUGGGCGGCUUCCACGCCCUGCGGGGUGUCAUUGAUUCGAUCAUCAAGAAAUCCUGCAUUGAAAUUUUGGCAGCCGAGCCUUCCAGUGUUUGCGCAGGAGAGUCUUUUCAAGUAGUGGUGAAGGGGAACGGAUUUCUCCACGCGAGAAACAUCAACCAGGUCCUGUGCAGCUUCAAAAUCAAUGACACCAUUACAAUCAAUGAAAAGCCAGCUGGUGUAGAAGACACAUUCUUACUGUGUCCAGCUCCUGUUAUCGAUGAAAUUGGGAAGGUGAUUUAUCUCCAAGUGAGCAUGAAUGAUGGUCUGUCCUUCAUCAGCAGCAACGUUCACAUCACCACCACAGAGUGUUUCGAUGGCACCAUUCUCCUGAUCACCUUGCUGGUGUUGUUCCUCCUACUCGCUCUGCUCUUCAUGUGGUGGUUCUGGCCUCUCUGCUGCACUGUGGUGAUCAAAGAGCCUCCUCCCCCACCUCCUCCUGAGCCUGAGUCAGACGACGACGACGGUCUUCCCAAAAAGAAGUGGCCCACUGUGGAUGCCUCAUAUUACGGAGGAAGAGGAAUCGGGGGGAUCAAGAGGAUGGAGGUGCGUUGGGGAGGGAAGGGCUCAACUGAGGAGGGGGCUAAGCUGGAAAAGCCAAAGAACGCUGUGGUGAAAAUGCCGGAGCAGGAGUACGAACCCUAUGAGCCAAAACCUAAGAAACCUCAGAACAAGAAGCCGCCUCAGAGCCGGAAGUGGUACACGCCCAUCCGGGGCAAGCUGGAUGCCAUCUGGGCUCUCUUCCGCCGUGGGUAUGACCAGGUAUCUCUGAUGAGACCCCAGCCCGGCGAUCAUGGUCGAUGCAUCAACUUCACAAGAGUGAAAGAGGAGUCAGCAGCAGCAAAGGCUCAACCUCGUACCCCUAUCCACACCCCUUCGACACCACCACCCGACUGCCACCCCAUGACUCGCACCACCCCGUCAUCCACCACUUCCAUGAGCCCCCCUGCCAGAUCUCCGCCAUCAGGCCAGGUGCCUCCAGGGCCACCACCGUCCCGCACACCCCCAGGGCUUCCCUGUCCACCACCAUCGCGUCCUCCCCCUAGCCUUCGACCCUGAAUUGCACAAACUCCUCCCACCCUACCAACACACCCGCUUUGAUAUCACAUUGAUAUUACUGUCCUGUUGACCAAUUCUUUCAGUUUGAAGGUUGUGGUCCUCACUGCCAAAGAUACUCCUGCUAUAAGCCAAAGAUCAGCAGUAUAACGAAUCCCAGUUGUUCUGUGUUCCACAUCUGGUAUGGGAAAGCAUAUCAAGUGAAACUGGCAAUGACAAUUAAGUAAUUUCAUUAGAGGAUAUCUAACUGACUGUGUGUAAUUUUUUUUAUGUGGCAACCUAAGACUGAACCCCACCCAAAAUCAGUAAAUGUACAGUGAUGUGGAAAAGGACUGUAUGCAGUUCUGUGGAAAACUAAGUACAACCCAUGAUUAUAAAACCACCAUUAGCAGCAAUAACUUGAAGCAGUUGUUCUUUGUGUGACUUUAUCAGUCACUCACAUCAUUAUGGAGGAAUUUUGGCCCACUGUUUAUGACGUUGCUUCAGGUCACGGAGGUCAUUGGUUUAUGCACAGCUCUCUUAAGGUCUUUCAGCAGCAUUUCAAUCAGGUUGAGGUUUGAACUUUGACUGGGCCAUUGCAGCACCUUGAUUCUUUUCUUUUUCAGCCACUCUGGUGUAGAUUUGCUGCUGUGCUUAGGAUCAUUAAUAAAGCACAUUCAUUUACCUUAUUAACUCUUAUGAAAGCAGUAACGGUGUACUUAGUUUUUCACAGGGCUGCAUAGAGUCCUGUUGAAACUUUCUUUUCCACACGACUGAAGUUUCUAAACAAUGACUAUUUGCUGAUGAGCAAGAAAAAUGAUUUUGUAUAGCAGUUUGACUUGACAUUCUGCCUCAUAUAGACUGAACAGGGUGAUUUGGAGAAAUAUUUUACUCUGCAGUUGUGAAAUCAGGGAGGAUUGUUGCUGGACAGCAAAGCAUAUGGGAAUGGGAAAGUCCAAAAAAAGAUUACUGCAAUGGAUGAAAAUUCUUUGUUGUCUUUGUCAACUACUGAGUCAGGCCAUUGUUACUGAAGAUUAAGGUGAAAAAAAAGAAGAUGUGGGUGAGAAUCAACGUAACUGUGUUAAGCUUUAAGUAGAAUGGAUUGGCUUAUUUCUCCAUUGCUGUGCAGCCAAUGAAGGAUUUUUAAGAACUGGAUUUCUGAAUAAUUUUAACUGAUCGUGUUUUUAGACACAUCUGUUUUUCUAAAUUUUUAUAUAAGAUUUACAGUUUGUUGAUGUUUCAUGAUCCAACAACAGUGUACUAAAGUAACAAAUCCAACCCCCAUUCACACCUUUGUUCCAGUGACCUCAAUAGGCCACAGGAAACAAUGGAGCGGAGUCCUAAAUUGGUUUCAACUGAAACCACUGAUUAAAUACGAC
This is a messenger RNA of Archocentrus centrarchus (flier cichlid), 3537 nucleotides long. RefSeq names its product ANTXR cell adhesion molecule 1c (gene antxr1c). Gene Ontology annotation, cellular component: plasma membrane; cell surface. Gene Ontology annotation, molecular function: transmembrane signaling receptor activity. The record is from RefSeq and is a predicted model, not a curated record. Lineage: Eukaryota; Metazoa; Chordata; Actinopteri; Cichliformes; Cichlidae. The transcript is spliced from 18 exons. Bases 485 to 2182 code for a protein of 565 amino acids.